Messenger RNA from Centruroides sculpturatus (bark scorpion), 2796 nucleotides. Its product is annotated as cytochrome P450 18a1-like. Bases 404 to 1939 code for a protein of 511 amino acids. Gene Ontology annotation, molecular function: oxidoreductase activity, acting on paired donors, with incorporation or reduction of molecular oxygen, reduced flavin or flavoprotein as one donor, and incorporation of one atom of oxygen; iron ion binding; heme binding. Gene Ontology annotation, biological process: xenobiotic metabolic process. Lineage: Eukaryota; Metazoa; Arthropoda; Arachnida; Scorpiones; Buthidae. The transcript is spliced from 6 exons. Gene Ontology annotation, cellular component: intracellular membrane-bounded organelle; cytoplasm. The record is from RefSeq and is a predicted model, not a curated record.
AAGACGCUUCGAAUUGUGUGAUCUUGACAUAAUCGAGCCCUUCAAGGAAGCGAGCGGAAAACUGAAUCGAGCCAAAAUUGGAGGGGGGAGGACGGCUUAUAAACCCGAUCCCGAUGGCAAAACCAGUAGCGCAAAAAGAAAAAAAUAAUAAUAUUUUUAAUACAAUUGAACGGGCGAAUUAAUUUUCGGCAAGUGAACGCAGAACAGGUAAAGAAGUCCUCAGAAUGCAUUCAUUCGCAAGACUGUUAUGACCUGAGAGUAGGACAAGCCUGCCGUACUACCGUCCAGCGCUACUAGCCCGAGGCUAGGGCUGUAUCCAAAAGGCUUAACCUUUACGUCGCGUGGACCUAUAUAAAGGGAAGUAUGAGUAGACAACGUCUGCUUGGUAAAAGAUCUUUAAGCAAUGAGUUGGCUCCUUUACAAUACGGGUUUGGUUUUGUGCUACCUCAACGAAUGGCUCCCGGACUUCAGUCUGGUGUUCGUUUUGGCCUGCUUAGUGGCCAGAUUUUUAAUCAAGCACAGCAAUAGGCGACUUCCUCCCGGACCGAUGAGCCUUCCCUUCAUCGGUUAUCUGCCAUUCUUGGGACAGAGAUUCCACCUGACUUUAACUCGCCUGUCCAAAUAUUAUGGGCCCGUUUAUCAAAUAUAUUUAGGUGCCAAACGUGUAGUAAUAUUAAGUGAUCCUAACCUGAUCAGGGAGGCCUUUCGACAACCCGUAUUUUCGGGUAGGCCGGACACAGAACUGACCAAACUAUUACAAGGUUACGGGAUCAUUAAUUCCGAUGGCGCGAGAUGGAAGGAACAAAGAGCCUUUAUCCACAGUGUACUUCGAGAAUUUGGAGCCAAGAAUAUGGGUCCGAGAAAGGCCGUUCUGGAGGCAAACAUUAAGGCAGAGGUUAACAAGUUCCUAGAAGAUCUCCUGGAAAUAGGAGAAAAACCUUUCAGCAUCCGUCCCAUGAUAGCAAAAUCAGUCAGCAGCGUGGUGGGAUCCGUGCUGAUGAGUGUCACUUAUUCAGAAAAAAAUUCAAGUUUUAUGAGACUCUUAGAUUUAAUCGACGAAGGAUUUCGUCUAUUAACUAUUUCCGUACCUGUCAACUUUAUUCCUGCUCUCAGAUUUGUUCCUGGUUGUAAUUAUGGUUAUCUGAAAAUUAAACAGAACCGACAAGAAACAGCAUCUUACUUUUUAAAAGUUGCCGAAGAGCAUCUGAAGACGUUAGAUCCUACUAAUAUUCGCGAUUUCGUCGAUGCUUAUUUAGUACAGUUGAAGAAAACACAGAACGAGGGAAAGAACAGUUAUUUUUCAGAUGAACAAUUAGUUCAAGUCAUGGGUGAUAUAUUUAGCGCGGGAUUAGAAACUGUGACGUCACUUCUAGACUGGGCAGUUCUCUUUAUGGUUUGCUAUCCUAACGUGCAGGCACGUGCGCAGAAAGAAUUGGAUGAUGUGAUUGGACGAGAGAGAUUACCGUCAUUGGACGAUCUUUCCAAAUUACCAUAUAUGGAAGCGACCAUUCUAGAAGUCUUAAGAAGAGCUAACGUCCUAGCAUUAGGAAAUGCACACGCAACUUUAGAGGAUACAAUUCUGGCCGGCUACGUCAUACCAAAAGACACUCAUGUCGUUCCUAACCUGUGGGCAAUUCAUAUGGACCCACACUUGUGGAUCGAUCCGGAAAAGUUCGAUCCCGAAAGAUUUUUAAAAAAUGGAGAAGUACAAAAACCCGAUUUUUUCAUGCCCUUUUCAGUUGGUAGGCGUAUGUGUGUGGGCGACACGUUAACUAAAAUGGAAGUCUUCCUGUUCCUAGCUAGUUUAAUACAUCAAUUUCAUCUCAGAAUCCCGAAAGGAGAAAUCCUGCCCAGCAUGGAUGGCACCAUUUCCAUCACGUUGACUCCCAACAUCUUCAAAGUAACCACAGUACUCAGAGACAAGCUAUUAGUGGCUUAGUUCAUAUAUAAAGCUGAACAUUUAUUAAUCUAGAUAGCAUAAAUGGGAAAAAUAAUUAAAAAAAAAGAAAAAAAAGAGAGAGGAAAAAAGGGAAUUUUUUUUUAAUUAUUUAGAAAUUUAAGAAAAGGAAAUUAUUCAAAAUAGAAAAGAGGUGUAUUUUAUUCCGUAGUUCCGAGCAGUCAGUUUUAGUUCGCCGGAUGCAGUGGUGGAGCGCGACGUUCUUUUCACCACUUAAUUUAUGUUUUUUUGAAUGAGUAUACGUCGGAUUUUCACGCACGACUACAACACGGUAUACCAUAAUUACUUGCACUAAUGGAAUUUUUUAAGAGAAUGUAAUUACAUUUUGAAUCCAGCAAAAUGUUUGAUCUCAUGUACUAUACUGAUGCCACUGCUAAAAAAGAUCAAUUUUUUUAUUAUAUAUUUUUUUGAAUCUACCUAAAACCAUUUUAUUCUGCUUUGUAAAAUGUCGAAAACAAGUCCAUUUAAAAUCCAUAAAGCAAAGAAUAUGAUAAGAAAUGAAUUAACUGGAUGUGCAAAGGAGAUCGAAUUGUCAUUAUAAUGCAUCUGCUAUCAUUUUUUACAUUUGUAAAUAUGCUUGACUAUUCCAACUAUUCCAAUAUCAUUUUUGUAAAUACAUCACAGAAUGUAAAUAAAAACAAUUUAAAAAUUAUUUUUGUAUUUUAUUUUAUUAAAACAAUUACGUUGAGAAUUUAUACGAGUUCAAAUUUUACAAACAUAUUCUGACUUAGUUUUGCAUACUACGCGAACAGCAUUUCUCUUUGUUCUUAUGACAGUGUGAACAUAACUUUACUGCAGAUCUUAGGAUGCUUGUCUUAAUUCUAAGUAUUUUAAAGCCU